AAGCAAGUGAGAAUAGUUAUACUUUAAUAUUUCUUUUCCCAUAUGAUGAGUGUGGUGAUGGGUGGGUGAGUCCGAAUUGUGAAAGUAAGCAAAGAUGGCUUUCACGGAAUCGUCUCUCCUCCUUCCUUCGGUUUCAGGAACCAACAAGAACAAGAACAAGGUUCCAGAAGACAAAUGGUAUUUAGCCUACAUUGUGUAUUUUACCCUGGGUCUCGGUUACCUUCUCCCAUGGAACGCUUUCAUCACCGCCGUUGAUUACUUCUCCUUUCUCUACCCUGACGCCAGCGUUGACCGCAUCUUCGCCGUGGUUUACAUGAUAGUCGGGCUGGUGGGGAUCUCCCUCAUAAUCCUCUACAGCCACAAGUCUGACGCCUAUGUGAGGAUCAACGUUGGAUUGGCCCUAUUCGUCGUUUCGCUUCUCGUCGUUCCCCUCCUUGAUGCCUUUUACAUAAAGGGUCGGGUCGGGUUUUAUAGCGGGUUCUACGUCACCGCCGGCGCCGUUGGACUUUCCGGCGUGGCCGAUGCGUUGGUGCAGGGCUCCAUUGUUGGCUCCGCGGGCGAGCUGCCCGAUAGGUAUAUGCAAGCUGUCAUCGCCGGCACUGCUGCUUCUGGAGUGCUUGUUUCUGCCCUGAGGAUAUUUACAAAAGCUGUUUACCCACAAGAUGCCUCUGGCCUGCAAAAGAGUGCAAAUCUCUACUUCUCUGUAUCAAUCGUGAUUGUGUUCUUAUGCAUGGUUUUCUACAACAUGGUGCACAAACUUCCUGUGAUGAAGUACUAUAAGGAACUUAAGGUUGAGGCAGUCACUGCAAAUGAAGACAAUGGUCCCCUGACUGGACCUGUCUGGAGGUCAACUGUAUGGAAUAUUGUGCGGAGAAUCAGGUGGUACGGGUUUGGCAUUGUGCUCAUUUAUGUUGUGACUCUGGCAAUAUUUCCUGGUUACAUUACAGAGGAUGUUCACUCUCAAAUUCUUAAGGAUUGGUAUCCAAUUCUCCUAAUUGCUGGCUAUAAUGUGUUUGAUCUUGUUGGCAAGUGUCUGACUGCAGUUUACCUCCUACAGAAUGCAAAAGUUGCCAUAGGUGGUUGCAUAGCAAGAUUGUUGUUUUUCCCUCUCUUCUUAGGUUGCUUGCAUGGUCCCAAAUUCUUCCGGACUGAGAUUCCCGUGACAAUACUGACUUGCCUGUUAGGGCUUACUAAUGGCUACCUAACCAGUGCAUUGAUGAUUCUGAUUCCUAAAAUUGUAAUGUUGCAGCAUGCAGAGACUGCAGGGAUUGUGAGUGUAUUAUUCUUAGUUUUUGGUCUAGCUGCUGGGUCUGUUAUAGCUUGGUUUUGGGUCAUCUGACCAAGCAAUUUGUGUUAAUUUGGGAACUUCGAUACGUGUCUUGUGGCUUCACUCAAUCAGAAGUCAAAACUGGGAUGAAUUUCCUUCAUUUGUUUCCUGAAAAUGUGGAAAUUUGUAAGCUUAUAUGUUGAUAUAAUAAUGUUAUUUGUCAAUUCUAAUGAGCUAUUGUCGUUGAA
Messenger RNA from Glycine soja, 1515 nucleotides. RefSeq names its product equilibrative nucleotide transporter 1-like. Bases 95 to 1339 code for a protein of 414 amino acids. Gene Ontology annotation, cellular component: plasma membrane. Gene Ontology annotation, molecular function: nucleoside transmembrane transporter activity. Gene Ontology annotation, biological process: nucleoside transmembrane transport. The record is from RefSeq and is a predicted model, not a curated record. The transcript has 2 exons. Lineage: Eukaryota; Viridiplantae; Streptophyta; Magnoliopsida; Fabales; Fabaceae.